UUGGCUGAGAGCGGUGAAAGUGAGCGUCUGUUGCUGAGAGAAAAGGGAGAGGGGGAGAGCAGUUUGCAAGGGGGCACCGAUGCGUCUGCUGCGCCACAUAAAGAGUUGUCCAGCUCUGAUGCAAACUUUUUUUAUUUUUAUUUUUUAUUAUUAUAGCAUGCACUUAUGCUCACGUUUCUCCCGUGUCACUAACACAACACAGAAAUAACUGGUUACAAUGCUACUUUUGCUACAGUUUGGACGCUUUGCACCUCCAUGGGUAGUAGCAGCCGCAUUGUGAUGCUUAUACCCGGUGCUGCGCCAACUUCUUUGUGGACAAGCCGAAGGGGUUGAUGCAUUAUCACCGUCUGCUCAGGGAUGGCACUUGUGCUGUCAAUUAUGGUAAACAUACUCCUUUUCAAAAGGGGAGGGGGCAUUUGUGCCUUUCUAUUGGCUCUCGGUUUGUUGCUCCCUCCUCUCGACCCUCCCUCAUGCUGUUCCUAUGGUUCCCAAAGCUCUUAUUGGAUACUGUAAAGUUUGGGACAGGACACCGGUCUGGCUCAGCAUCCUCGCCACCAUUGGCUGGAACCGCCCGUCUGUCAAGUGGACUUUGACAGCUCGCCACGCCCCUUAGUCUGUGGCGCCGGCACUGAUUUGCUACUGUACCUGUCAGCGACCUCUGAUUGGUCGGCUUGCCCAGCUGUUAGUGGUUCAUUCACCAUUUUGUGACUGUAGUGGAAAAGAAGACCGAUAGUUUUUUAUAUCUCUGUAUGAGUUUCUGUGGGGGAAAGACAUGUUUUGCGGAGGAAAAGUAAAGUGUGAGUCCGGACCGCACAGUCGUCAAAGCAGCCGACAGCAAAAGGAUGUUACCGAGAGUUACGAUACGAGCCUCCUCAUCAGCAAAAUAACACCAUAAAUCUUUCUCUCUGGCGACACAAAAAAAGAGGGGAGAAAAGCUCUUGUUUUGGAAAAGCGAAACUUAUACCGACCGGAGUGUGAGGUCCUGCACCUGUGUGUGAGGACGGCACAAUGAAUGUCCGGCAAUACAGAGGACAGAAGGACAGGGGAAGAAGAAGAAAAAAACAGAGAAAGAAAGGAGUGCCUUAGAAGUGGGAGAAAAGAGGAGCGCUAUAAACUCUGCAGCAGUUUGGGAACAUUGAAGUAAAGAUGAGACCGUUAAAGAAACACAGAGGGCGUUCUCCCCCGUUAACGAGAGGCAGAGGGGGGAGACGGAGAGGGGGCUCUCAGCCACUCCAAGUGAAAGACCCCAAAAGAGUCAAGAGGGAGACACUCGUCAAAACCACACAGCAUACACCCAACGCUCCAUCUACACGCAAACAGACCCCACCCACAGCCACCAACUCCAACGAAGAAGUCACAAACAGCAAUACCCCAACGAGGGAGGAGUCUACUGAGCUGAGGAAACCUGUGGAGCCGGUGGAGAAGAAGCCAGAAGAAAAGACAGAAAAUGAGAAGACAGUGGGCACGAAUGGAAAUAGUGCCAUGUCCACUGACACCGUAGCAUUUCCUACCUCUACUCCAGCGCCACUCUCCACAGCCACGCCCCCUCCAGCCGCCAAUCACAGCCCCAGUUUGGGCUCAGUCUCUAGUAGGAAAACAGCCACAUUUAAGGCUCGUGUACCCAAGAAAAAAUACACAUAUGAGCACUUUGCCAACAAUGCAAGUGCCCUGACUACCAUUCCUACCUCCAGCCCCGCACUCAUACACAACAGUUACUGCAGUAUUAAAAGCAAAAUCGGCGACAGUGUGAAUGUGCCCAAUAAAAAUUUCAAGAGUAGUAACAAUAUUAGUAAUAGCAUUAAUGUUAGCCUCAGUAGUAGUUCUAACAAUAACACUACAAGUGGUAUUAACAACCCAAUAAACAGUAGUAACAGUAGUGCUGGGAGCCAUAGUACUUUUAUCAAUAGCAGUAAUAAUAGAAGUAAUAAUUGCUCAGGUAAUCAGCCAUCAGUGCUAAAUGUGGACAGUAAAGCUGCAGAAGCAAACCUUUUCAUUUCCACAGAGGAGAGGGCCCUCAGGACAGCAGAUUCCCAGGAAAAGGAUGCCCAAACUGUGGAAAACGAGUCGGAGGGGGCCCCUAACUCGGUGCGCUCCUCAUCCACUGACACAGCUAGCGAGCAUUCAGCUGACCUGGACGCGAUGGAAGCAACAGGACCAAGCCUUCAUCAUCAAAAGAACUCCCACAUCCCAGCUCCCCUCCAUAACUCGCACCCUAAAGAGGCCGGUCUUUCAGAGGGGCUAGCUGAAGCUCUGGCCAAAGGCAUGAAAAACCAGAGAGUUCUAGCCCGCCAGAUAAAGAGGACCAUGGAGAGUGGGGUUGGGUCUGCAGGGGAAAGAGGGGUUAAGGAGAUGGAGUCAUGUCUUGUAUCACCUGUGUUCAGACCGGGGGUGGUGCGUAGAGUGAGUGGAGGUACUGUUGAAGUCCAGCUCCAAGGAGAGGAGACCCUUGUUAAAUACCCUUUUCAUGGUGGGACCGUGAUGACUACGUCAUCAGGAGCUGAGAACACUGUGGAGUUCAUUUUGGACGCCCCCCCACCGGGCAUGGCACCUGUGGCUGUGGGGACACAAGUGUGUGUGCCCUUUGGUGGAGAGGAGGGAGGUCCCCUGCUGUACAGAGAGGGGAUUAUUGCUCAGGUGGACCCCCACCCUGGUGUCUCAUUUCCUUACCAGGUGCUCCUGAGUGAAGACAGAGAGACUCUGGAUGACGGAGGGGUGGGGGAAGAGAAAGAGAAAAGGAAAUCUAAUGCUCAAGCUGUGUGGGUGUCCAGGCAGAGUCUUAGACUUCUCACUCCUCCUUGGGAGGUCUCGCAUUUGGAUGGUGGGAGGGCCAAGGAGAGAGAGCGGGAGAGAGAAAGGGAAGAGAGGGAGCGACGGGAGGAGAUGGAGGUAGAGAGGGAAGUGUGCCAGUUGAGCAUUGGGAUGGGCGUGCUGGGAGGGGGAGCAAGGUUGGGCCACAGUUUUUCACAUGAAGGGGUCGCCUAUAGAAAUGUACAUCCACCGCCCCAUUCCAGUGUAACUAGCAGCACAGUUCACGGCUGCGGAGAUAACUACACUGACAGAGCCAAACAGCCAAACACUCCAGAGGAGGACGUUGAGGUGUCUCGUUUUAACAUGGGCCUCACUGUUGGUCCUAAGCCAAACGCUGUGGCCUCUCAGCACAGAAACAUCAUCUCCAAGUCCAGUGGUUACCCUCCCUCCUCCCCUCACCUCUCCGUGGUGCGAGGUCUAGGACCACCACACGUCUCCACCUUAGCUACUCCUCAGCCACCCCCUUCCCCUGCCUUACUGGGGUCUGAAAUGAACAACACCACUCCAAACCUACCUCCAUCAAAGACCACUCCUACUCAGACCCCUACUUCCACUUCUGGUGGGGGGUCCUCCUCUACCUCCUCUCGCUCCAGGACUCCCCUCUCGUUGGCUCAGCAGAAAUACAAGAAGGGCGAUGUGGUGUGCACCCCUAACGGUAUCCGUAAGAAGUUUAAUGGUAAGCAGUGGAGGAGGCUGUGCUCCAGGGAGGGUUGUAUGAAGGAGUCACAGCGUCGAGGAUACUGCUCCAGACACUUGUCCAUGAGGACCAAAGAGAUGGAGGCAGCAGGGGGAGAAAGGGGAGGAGGAGGAGGAGGAGGCAACAGUUCAGGGACAGUCACCCCCUCUGACCUGCGGGGGAGAGCAAGCAGUGAGUUUGAGUGGGAUGACACAUCAAGAGAGAGCAGUGAGACCAGCAGCAGAGGAGACUCUAGGCCCCGCUUGGUCCUCCCUUCGCUCCUCCCCCAUGACCUGUCUUCACGCUUUGACUUUGAUGAGUGUGAGGCCGCCACCAUGCUUGUGUCAUUAGGGAGCUCCCGCUCUGGCACCCCUUCCUUUUCUCCCAUCUCCAACCAGUCUCCCUUCUCCCCUGCCCCCUCUCCUUCACCCUCCCCGCUAUUUGGCUUCAGGCCGGCCAACUUCUCCCCGAUUACUGCCUCCCCGGUCCUCCAACACCGGAGGCACAGGCAACCCAGUGGGACGGGGGGAGGAGGAGGGGCAGGGGGCAGUAAGGCAACAACCCCAGCUGGUGGAGGAGAAAGAGAGAGACAGACUUCAGGCAUCCAGCCCUCCUUCCACAGUAACCUAAUGUUUACAGUCCCCAUGAGCCCCAGCAAACGAAAGCCCGACGCUCCUCCUCCACCACCGCUUCCCUCACACCACCAUGAUUACACACCCAAGACAGAGCUGGAGCAGGGGGAGCUCAACAACUCUUUCAGGGUGCUGUCCCCCCAGACACCAGCUUCACAUUCCCGCACACACACACCCACCUUCUCCCGACCCAGAGGAGUGACUACCCCCUCCUCUAGCAGGCCGCCAUCCUCCACUGCUGUCUCCCCUCCUCCUCUGCUGGUAUCUCCCACUCCUCCUUCUCCUCUCACUCCCGAUGGAGGGCCUCGUCGUGUGGUCCCCGUAUCCCAACAGGCCUUGCGGGAUUCCCCUGUCAUUGUGAGGAAUCCCGAAGUCCCACUGGCAAAAUUUACAGAGUGUCCCCUGGGAAGAGGAGGAGGAGGAAGUGUAAAUGAGGGAGGGACAGAUAACACCUCAUCUAAAGACAUCAGUCUAACACCCCUUACCCCUCAGCCAAUUUCUGGCCUCCAGGUUCCCGUCCCCAUUAACGCUGCAGCAGCCACAGUACCCAAUGGCACCGUCCUCUUACGAAGCCCAGCUCAAACUCUGGUGCUUGUGUCCCCAACACCUUCCUCCCUGCCCACCACUGACACCCCUACCACCCCGCUGCAGGCCCUGUCAGUUACAGUCAGCACAACAGUCACAGCUCCCGUUCCAAAUAGCACGGACAGCUCCGGGGAUCGCGAGGAGAACAGGGGGACUGGGUUUGGGGGUGAGGUCCAGCAGCCUGUUCCCUGUCAUCCUUCUCCUACGGCCCUGCUGCCCUUGAUCCUCCCAGCCGAAAGCCUUCACCCCGCCCCACGAAAAGACAUCAUCAUGGGACGUCCUGGCACAGUCUGGACCAAUGUCGAGCCCCGGUCAGUUCCAGUCUUCCCCUGGCAUUCAUUGGUCCCUUUCCUGGCACCCACCCAAUCAGAUGCUUCUUCUCAGCCAGGAGAGGGCCCACACCCAGUCAACCACCCCCAGGCAGCCAGUCUGAAGACAGAGUGUCAGGGGGUGGCAGCGCUGUCACAGGAGCCUGCAGAGGCACCUCCCACUGUACAGAUAGGUCCUGUGUCCCGGCCUAUCCCCCCUUCUGACGAGCCGCCUCCAGAGAAGGAGAAAGGAGAAGCAGAGAGGGAGAGGCCUGACAGCGAGACAGAGAGUGACGUGGAUGACCCCUUCCUUCCUGGAGUUGUACCAGAGCAGCCCCUCACUACAUCACCAGUGAAGAGACGCACUCAGUCUCUCAGUGCGCUGCCCAAAGACGGAGAUAAGAAUAGUCCUGGAAAGAGGGAGAAGGACCACAUCCGGCGACCAAUGAAUGCAUUUAUGAUUUUCAGUAAGCGCCAUCGAGCGUUGGUGCAUCAGCGGCACCCAAACCAGGACAACAGGACAGUCAGCAAGAUUCUUGGGGAGUGGUGGUAUGCUCUGGGACCUAAGGAGAAGCAAAAAUACCAUGAUCUGGCCUUCCAGGUAAAAGAGGCCCACUUUAAGGCCCACCCAGACUGGAAAUGGUGCAACAAAGACAGGAAGAAGUCCAGCUCUGAAGGCCGUGGGGUACCAGGGGGCAAAGACAUCAGAGAGAGGAGCAUGUCUGAGUCCACAGAGCCCCAUUCUGUGGAGCUAAAGGGGGUUGGUCAAGGUCUGGUGGGCGUGUCUGAAAGGAGCGCAGGAGAAGGUCAUGCGGGUCAGCUUACCCGUCCCCGAGCCUUCUCUCAGAGUGCCAUGCACAGCCUGGAGCGGGGUGACAGGGGUAAUACACAGGCCCUGGCAGAACUGGCACAGAUGUGUGGGGAUGGUGGUAGUCAGUUUUCGAGUCAUGCCCCGCCCCUGUCACAGUCCCAGCGCGGAGUCAGCGAGGACAUGACCAGUGACGAGGAGCGCAUGGUCAUCUGCGAGGAGGAGGGAGACGAUGAUGUCAUCGAGGACCCUUAUCCUAGCAGCUCCAUAGACCUCAAGUGUAAGGAGCGGGUGACUGACAGCGACAGUGAGAAUGGUUCUGGAGAUGAAAGUGAUCGGAAGAGAGUUUUCGCUCCAGUCAUCUGCUCCUCUGCAUUAUCAUCUUCCUCACACCAUACUCCUCAUGGAAGGAGUGUCUCAUUGUCCUCUUACCCCACCAGUAAGCGUUAUGAUGAGGCGAGAUCAAGUGGGGGAGGGUUUUCAGAUCAUAGGAGGAAGGAAAGAGGAGAGGGAGAGGUUAAGGACACAUUCGGAGGGGAGGCAGCAGGAGGAAUGCAAGCCACUUCUCUCUCCCUCUCUUCUGGCCAGUCAGUCAUCUCCACUUCUCCAGCUGGAGGGCCAUCAUCCUCAUCAGUCGGCUCAUUGGGCACAAACCUGCCCAUGGGAAUUGGCGCUGUAAGGGUGGCCUCUACUGUGGUGACCAAUGUAAUGCGUCCUGUUAUCAGCACACCACUCCCCAUCCUCAGCAAACCCAGAGAUGGAGGCACAUCAUCUAGCCCGCAUCCACCAGAGAGGAAGUCCCUGACUCCUCAGCAACAGCCGCAGCUUCUCAUUGGUUCAGGACCAGGAGGCGGGGCCACGGCUACAGGGGGUGGGUACUACUCUUCGUCAUCACCUAAUCCUGUAGGUGCAGGCGUGGGCCCAGGUGGUGUAGUGACUAAUUUGGUGUUAGGAGGGGCUCUGUCUGCUCAACCUGCUGUACAGCUCAUCACCCCCUCCCCGCAGCCUCAGCCCCCCCAGCAGCAGGCACUUUCCUCCGCUGCUGUUACAGCACCGCAUAGCCAAACCAACGGGCCCCUGCCUCUGCCUCUGCUUCAGCCCCAGUUCCUACCCGCCUCUUCACUAGCACCCCCUGGGGGUAAGGCCAUCACACAAGUUCAGUACAUCCUGCCCACCCUACCUGCCAACACCCACCCCAAGAGUCCACCUCAGCACCUCAGCCAGCCAACCAGUAUCUUCAACCUGCCCACAGCUCCACCCACACACAUGUCCCUGGCCAAUGGGAAGCAGCAGGGUACGGGUUCACUGACGGGAUAUUCGUCCAGCUCUGCAGUGGGAGUUGUCAGCCCGGGAACUAGAGUGCAAACACAGUCUCCAGUGCUCCAGGGUAAAAUGCUUGUUCCCAUGGCAACAGUACGAACUGCACCAGCCCCUGCCCAGCAGUUUCCCAUAGUGGCUCCACCUCUUCCUGUCCAGAACGGGGCUCAGGCCGGAAGCAAGAUCAUCCAGAUCGCUCCCAUGCCUGUGGUCCAGUCCCAGCUGCCGCAGGGUGGAGCAGUCCAUCCUGCCAGCCCUUUCCCUGUGACAGUGGGCACAGCAGCUGUGGUGGCUCCAGGAUCAGCCCCCUCCCAGGCUGUGCUGCUACCACCCGCACCUACCAGGAUCACCUAUGUCCAGUCCACUCCAGGGGUCCCAUCCACUCUGCCUCUGGUCUCCACGACAACAGGCUCUUCCACCACCCAGCAAGCCCUGCCAGGAUCUGCAUAUGUUCCAUCUCCCCUAGCAACACUCGGGUUCACAGCCAUUGCACCACCUGGACAGACGCUGGUUCAGCCACUGAUUGCAGGUCAGCCACCGCUCCUAGCCCCAGCUCAGUCUCCAUCACCCUCCACCUCAGCCCCUGCCUCAUGCGGCCAGAUAGUGACCGCCAUCUACCCUCCUUCACCUAGCGUCACCAUGGCAACAGGGGUGGUCUCCAUGACAGCGGUGCCCCCCAGCGUGGUAUACUCCGUCUCCAGCCCUUCCAGCGCUUCUCCCCACAUCCUGUCCAAGUACACGGUGACACCCACCACAAUCACGCACCCGCAUCCACAGCUCCAUCUUGACAGACAGGCAGACAGGCACCUGCCUCCGGACAGACCUGCAGAUCGACAGACUGACAGACAGGCUGAGAGGCAGACAGAACUGCUGAUGCAUUCGGACAGACAGUUGGAGAGGCAGCCACAGACUUCUAGCAGUAGCAGCUCAGUGGCACCUCCCAGUGGCUCAGCUGUGUGUAUAAGGCCCUGCAGUCCUCCGCUUCAGAUCCAAACACCUGGCAGUACACCAGGUACACCCAAACUAACCCAGCUUCCAGUCAGGACCCCUCAGAAAGUCAAGGCAACGGUGGCAAACAUCCCCGUGGGCAGCUACGAAGGAGGAGGCCGUGGAAAAGAGAGAGAGCGGGAGAAGGACAGGGAGAGGGAGCGGGAGAGAGAGAGGGAGCGAGAGCGGGAGAAGGACAGGGAGCGAGAAGCUUCAGCCAGUAGCCAAUUCUCAUUUGAUCCCGAGUCUCCACCAACACAUCCUGUCGAGGAGCCGCCGUCCUCCGACCGAGCCCAGGAGGGCUCCAGUGCAGCGGACUCCUCCGACACAUGCAACAGGGAAAGCACAACCACCAAAGAGGCUGGAUGGAAGGAGUCCCUCCCCUCCUCUCCUCUCCCCCCUCCAUCAGCCACAGAACCCGCCCUGCCUCCCCCGCAGACUGACAAAGACGGCCCCACACCUAAAAAAGUCAAAGCCCGCCCACCCCCACUUAAGAAGACAUUUGACUCUGUGGACAAGUCUGGCAGGGUGCUGUCGGAGGUGUAUUUCGAGGAGCGCUUUGCAGAGCUGCCAGAGUUUCGGCCUGAGGAGGUUUUACCUUCACCCACCCUGCAGAGUUUGGCCACUUCACCCCGUGCCAUUCUGGGCAGCUAUCGGCGCAAGAGGAAGAACUCUACAGAUUUGGACUCGGCCACUGACGAUCAAGUCUCCCCAAAGAGAAAGAGUCGGCGGCGCUCAAGCUGCAGCUCAGAGCCCAACACGCCUAAAAGUGCCGCCAAGUGCGAGGGAGACAUCUUCACCUUCGACAGAACAGCCACAGACGGAGAAGACAUCCUGACAGAACUGGAGUUUGACAAAGUGCCGUACUCCUCCCUGCGACGGACACUCGACCAGAGGCGAGCACUGGUCAUGCAGCUGUUCCAGGAGCAGGGCUUCUUUCCAUCAGCUCAGGCCACCGCAGCCUUCCAGACAAAAUACUCCGAUAUAUUCCCCACCAAGUUGUGUCUGCAGCUGAAGAUCAGGGAGGUCCGACAGAAGAUCAUGCAGACUGCUACCCCCUCUGAUGCCUCUGGUUUUGGCAUCCCUGACUCAACUGGCUCCCUCCCUGGACCUUCUGGCUCUCAGUCGGGAGAAGGAUCUGUGAGAGGCUGUGGGGACCUGCAGGAUGAACAAGAAGAACAAGGGACCGAGACGAGCCCCGAGGAUCCUCGUGAUUCACAGGACUCUUCUAGAUGAGGGGGGCGCUGACCAUUUUAGACUGACCAAUCAGUGACAGUUGACGUCACACCUUUACACACCCCUGACACCUUUUCACACUUUUCUUUCUUUUCUUUUUUUCUUCAAUCCACACUCUUAACUCCUCUCCUCUGGUCAAAUUUCUGAUUUUUUUUUUUUUCCACUUUCAGUAGCCAAACUGUGAGAGUGAGAGAUGUUUGUAUGCAAUGUUGGGAUUCUUGUGUGUUGGGAUGUGUGACCCUUGUACCAAAAAAACAAAAAAAAGACAUGUGAAAGACCAGUGGCACAAAAACACCACAACACACACACACACACACACACACUGCAGACAUUUGAUUCCCACACUUGAAUUAGCACUCUGUAUUAACCACCUUGGAGAAAGCUCCUAUUGAUGCCAGUGAACGAAGGACCAUUGUGUGCAGCAGCACUCUUUGUUUUAUUUUUUUUAAAUUUGCCUUGAAAAAGAAAUGGUUCUUGGACAGAGAGACCUGAGACGGAGAAAAGUCAGCAGGUUAAAAACAAGGACGUAACAUGUUUUGAUAUGUGUUUUUAAAUUAGAAUUAGACGAGUAAAAGCAGUGAGUAAGUGCUGCUCGAGGAACAAGCUGUGUGUAGACUUAACUGUUGUAAGCUUGUGUCUCGUUUCUGCUGACAUUAGGGGGCUGGGCCCUCAACAGCCAGAAACGAUUUGAUUUGACAAGAAGAACUCAUUGCUACGGACCUGGAAAGAUCAUUUUCUCCAUUGUAUUGCUCACACGUUAGACCUUCAGGGGAGGUUUAACCAGGAGUGACUGAAAACAAACAAACAAACUAACUGACUGAAACUCAAGUGGACUUCUGGCAGUGCCAUCAUUCCUGCAAAUUACCUGUCUGGCCAAGUCCUCCCUUCUUGCGACUGACCCAAGCACAUGCCAGUAGGAAGGAACCAAGCAUUCCUGUGCCUCUCAUUCGCUAGCCAUGAAGGAAGGAGGUGGGUCAGAGUCGACGGGCACAUCCUGGCUCUUAGUUAUAGAGGUCAGGCUGAUAUGGCCUUAAUCCUCUAUUGCCAAGCAGUUUUAUUAACUUUUUUUAAACAAUUUGAUUUGUAUUUAACAUUGUCAUAUUCAGUUUGUCGAUGUACUAUUCUUACGGUUAUUAUUAUUAUUGUUAUUAUUAUUAUUACUCCUCAUAUCAUUGCAGUGAAUUCCCUGGUCCUUUUUGUUUCCUACAUUUCUACCAGUUGUUGAUUUCUUGUACUAGUUUUUCUUUUCUUUUUUUUUUAUAUAUACAUAUAUAUAUCUAUAUGUGUGUGUAUAUAUCAUUUUUGGAGGCAGGUGAGAGAUGCUGCUCCACACCUGUACAGUUCCUCCAUUGUAGUCUUCCCUUGACUGGCCUCUCACCUCAGCAAGGACCUGCGGUGCAGUUGAUUUUUAUUGUUCAUUUCAAAGAGGACGACAAAACACAAUGUGGACCUUUUUAUUCUUUCAACAAGUAAUAAGCCGUAUGUUUUUAAGACAACCCCGUAUGCCUCUCUGUCCCCCCCGCCCCACUCGCUUUGAUUCUAUAGCCUCAACACUUGUACAUCUCCUUCCUCCACCUCUUUUCCUUCCCUCCUUCCUCCCUUUGUCACUUUAUUGCUCUCUCCAGACCUCCUUUUUUUAAGACGGGCGGAGAGAAAACCGGGGGAAGCGAGGGUUGGGUAAUGAAUCAAAGAGAGCUGGUAGGAUCUAAUACUGGUUGUGUCUUUGUGCAAGACUUGGUUGUGUUGUAAAUAAUUACUGUAGAGUCAGUAGACUCAUUAUAUUAUUGAUAAGGAAAAAAUCUGUCAUUGAACAUACGGGGGACUUUUAAGACACCCAUUACCGAGAGUAAAAACACAUGAAAUGGAAAAAAAACGAUAAUAAAUAUGGCUAUUAAUGUUUUUGUGUUAUAUUCCUUGUUUUGCUGUUCCAGUAUACAAGAGAGGAAUUUAUAUGAAUACCGGUAAUUUAAGUUUGUAUGUCUUUCAGUAUGCAAAUAAAAAUAGGUGUUCAAUUAAAGUGGUUUUAUCGCUG
Molecule: messenger RNA, 11389 nt
Organism: Larimichthys crocea (large yellow croaker)
Lineage: Eukaryota; Metazoa; Chordata; Actinopteri; Sciaenidae
Gene: cicb
Product: capicua transcriptional repressor b
Exons: 22
Coding region: 1147-9357 (2736 amino acids)
Biological process (GO): regulation of transcription by RNA polymerase II
Cellular component (GO): nucleus
Molecular function (GO): RNA polymerase II transcription regulatory region sequence-specific DNA binding; DNA-binding transcription factor activity, RNA polymerase II-specific
Source: RefSeq, a predicted model, not a curated record